Stereum hirsutum FP-91666 SS1 is the source of this 2239-nucleotide messenger RNA. RefSeq names its product glycoside hydrolase. The record is from RefSeq and is a predicted model, not a curated record. Gene Ontology annotation, cellular component: lysosome. The transcript is spliced from 17 exons. NCBI's taxonomy places the organism in Eukaryota, Fungi, Basidiomycota, Agaricomycetes, Russulales, Stereaceae. Gene Ontology annotation, molecular function: alpha-L-fucosidase activity. Gene Ontology annotation, biological process: glycoside catabolic process; fucose metabolic process. The coding region runs from base 332 to 2239 and encodes 635 amino acids.
CUCGAACUGACUCCUACUCUCGGAAUAGUAUACCCUCCCGGACUUCACCGCUCCGAACCUAACGACCUUCGACAACGUGAACUGCUCAGCACAGACCAUUCCCGUCCCGCCAGGAAAAUAUCACUCCUUCAACUGGCUCGGCGCGACGGACGGGGGUGCAACCAUCAAUGGGCAGUUCUAUGCGAUUUAUGAGGACGGGACGAAUGAAACGUUAGGGUUCGUGGUGGCGCCGUGGUGGCUUGCGAACCCGUCAGAUGGGCCCGUUAGUGCGCCGUAUUUGAAUGAGGGAUUGAGUAACGGGACGACUUACAAGAAUUAUAAUGCUACGAGGAUGUUCAGCUUUCAACAUCAUUUGGACAAUGCGAAGACGCUUACAAGCAUUAUACUCGCGAACGAGACUGGUUCGUCCGAGACAACGGGGGUCAUCAGCAUCCAUAUGUUCUCCAUGACGCUCGUCGCAGUGGAUACAGAUGCGACCACAGAAUGUGGACCGGUGUUGAACGUCCAGAACGUCCGGAGUACUACAAAGUUUCGCACCCUCAACGAGACACAGGUCCAGCUCAUGGAGAUCACCCUGAACAACUUCGCUCCAUCCACAGCCGACCCAUCUUCCUGGAUCACCAAACCCACAACCUUCACACUCUCCUCGUCCUCCAUUCGGACUGUCCUACCGGGAACAGUGCAGCGUCUCCGUGGUGGCGACCAAGUCCGCGUCAUUGUUGGGGUGUUGAACACAAAUAAUGUCACGGCCGGGACUCUGGUCGAUGAUGUCGUGGUUCUUGUGGAUGGAAAGCAGGUCGGUGGAAAGUGGAGCGUUACUGCAGGAAUUCCGGAUUAUGUGGAGGGUGACGAGAGUUUGAUGACGCAUGAGAGCCCGGAAUGGUUUGAUGGAGCGAAGUUCGGCCUCUUCGUCCACUGGGGUAUAUACUCGGUCCCAUCGUGGACCGUCUCCGGCACGCAAUACGCCGAGUGGUACUGGUACUGGCAACACAACCCGGCUAACUCAUCCUCCGCGGUGUGGACGCACCAUAAGGAAGUCUAUGGCGAGGACUUCUUAUACGAUGAUUUCUUCCCGAAUUUUACGGCGAGCGCGUUUGAUGCGAAGGAGUUUGUGAAGUUUGUGGCGGAUAUCGGGGCGAAAUAUUAUGUUUUGACUACGAAGCAUCACGAUGGGUUCGCGCUGUUCGAUACCGGGAAUUCGUCAAAUCGCAAUUCACUCAACUACGGCCCCCAACGUGAUCUCGUGGCCGAGAUCGUCGCUGCAGCCAAAGAAACCCAACCUCAACUACACAAUGGGCUUUACUUCUCCCUACCAGAAUGGUUUAAUCCGUCCAACGCAUACAACUGGUCCGCUCCACUAGAACUAUACACUGGCUACGUCGAAGUCGACGACUUCCUCGUCGAUAUCAUGAAGCCGCAAAUGGAGGCGUUGUUCUAUAAUUAUGAUGCGGAUAUCCUAUGGUGCGAUGUUGGUGGCCCGACGAUAUUCCAGGAAAUUGCUCCUGCGUGGUUCAACACUGCGAAGGAGGCAGGAAGGCAGGUGACUUAUAAUGCGCGGUGCGGGGCAAAUUAUUCGGACUUCGAUGUACGUGCCAUUUCUAUACCGGGUUCUUACUGUAUUGACGCCGACAGAACCCUGAAUACUCAGCUGCGCAAGUGGGAAUCCAGCGAAGGUUCUGACCCGUACUCUUAUGGCUUCAACCAAGAUACUCCAUGGUCAAAUUACCAGAACUCUAGCUACAUCCUUCACUCGCUCAUCGACAUUGUCUCGAAAAAUGGGAAUUACUUGAUCGAUAUCGGUCCGAUGGCGAACGUAGGGACGAUCGUAGAGCCUUCGGUGACUUCCUUACUUGAAGUUGGCCAGUGGUUGCAGAUUGCAGGCGACGCGAUCUACGAUACGCAAUAUUGGUUUGUUGCUGCGGAAGAUGAUGCGUCUGACCUGCGUUUCACUACCAAAUCUGAUGCCUUUUACAUCAUCUCUCUCGAAUACCCUACCAACGGGACAAUUCGAACUUCCCUCCCACUUCCCGUCAAGAACGGCGACAUCGUCACUUUCCUCGGAAAUACGACCACGACCACGACUUCCUCCAACUCGACUACCAUCACUGGGCGUGGAGAGGAAAAGGCAGGAGUGGAAUGGCACUGGACAGACGAGGGCGUGUUUGAGCUGUUCGUGGAUGAGGAGGCGUUGAAGAAGGUUGCGAAUGCGUGGGCUUUCAAGAUUGAGUAUAAAUGGUGA